Molecule: messenger RNA, 1761 nt
Organism: Seminavis robusta
Lineage: Eukaryota; Bacillariophyta; Bacillariophyceae; Naviculales; Naviculaceae
Source: the annotation of a GenBank genome assembly
CAAAGAUACGAUGUCAGCCCGACAACAAUCCGCCAGGUUGGUACCAUGCUUACUUGUCGAGAGCUUGAUUAUUGAUUAGAUUAGCUUGGUAGAUAGAUAAGUUAGUUGUGGCAUCCCUUGAAGCCUUCCAAUUGCCAUAAUCCUUCAACAAUCUGGAUCGAUACGAUUACCCCUUCAUUGGUUCCUUUGGCUUCAGUCAAAUCUCCGAAGCAACCACCAAUACCGGUAUUGCAUUAGUCUAGUUGAAUAAGAUGCAGUCCUUAUUGCACUCCGUGGCGAUGCUAUUGGCUCUGGUUCUCAUAGCGCUAGUAGGCACUGGCUCGUCCUUUGUCCUGCAACGGAAUUCUGCCUCCAUGAUGGCCAUCGAUCGGUCCCAAUCUUCUAAACUGUCUACUUCUCGGGUUUCUGCUUCUGCGGGUCAUCGUGCAAGUACCAAGCUACAAAUGAUGGAAGUGCUGGAGUGUGAUGUGGCCAUUGUGGGUGGAGGACCAGCAGGUUGUACGUGUGCUUUGUACACAUCUCGAGCUGACUUGUCGACUAUCAUCCUGGAUAAGAAUCCAGCCGUGGGGGCAUUGGCCAUUACCUCCCAUAUUGCCAAUUAUCCGGGAGUGGAUCGCAGCAUGAGUGGGUCCGAGUUAUUGGAACAAAUGAAGGUUCAAGCCGUACAGUACGGUACUCGUUAUGAGCGAGCUCAAGUAUUCAUGAUUGAUGUGGAAGAUCCUUCCGCGGACGAGGACAAUCCGUAUACCAAGGUCGUUUACACGCCAGACUAUACCGUCAAGGCACGGGCGCUCGUACUGGCCACAGGUGCUAUGGGCCGAGCUGCCCCCCCUUUCCCAGGAGAAGAAAAGUAUUUGGGACAGGGUGUCAGUUAUUGUGCCACUUGUGAUGGAGCCUUUUACCGAGAUGCCGAAGUUGCCGUGUUUGGAGCAACCACAGAAGCCAUGGAGGAAGCAAUGUUCCUCACAAAGUUCGCUUCGAUGGUGCAUUGGAUCACCUCGAUUGACAUUUCGGCCUGCAUGCCAAAGGAAGGAUCCAAAGUGGAAUGCAACAAUGUCUUGGAUCCAGAACUCUUGGAACAGCUUUUGGACAUGGAGAAUGUCAAGCACUGGCCCAAGACACGCUUUAUGGGAGUAGAAGGUGAUGCAUCCGGUGUCACUGGAGUCAAAAUACAAAAGAUGUACAUGGACAAGGCUGAAGUCAUUCCUGUAGAGGGAGCUUUCAUCUAUGGCGCCGGUGGUGGUUCCAAGCCUAUCACGGAUUUUGUACAAAACAAGGUGGAACUAGACGACAACGGUGGAGUGAUUGUUAGCGAGGAUAUGGAAACCUCUGUCAAGGGAGUCUUUGCAAUUGGGGAUAUCCGAAACACUGCAUACAAGCAAGUGGUCGUGGCCGCCGCGGACGGAUGUAUUGCAGCCAUGUCCGUCGAAAAGUUCCUCAAGGGACGAAAGAUGGUCAAGGUUGAUUGGAUCCACAAAUAGGAUCUUUCUAUUACUACAUCAUGCACGCACUUGUUUGUCUGGCAGUUUGCAUCGACUACCUUUCCCGACCGACCGAACACAUGGGAAACGCAAGGAACAGUGCAACUGUGGCAGAACAAAAACAUUCUUACCAAAACAUCUCUCGCAAGUUUCAGUGCUGCGGGAUGCUACCAUGCUAUCAUGUCCGCACUUUCUUCCGGAGAACUAAAAUCACAACCAUACGACACACACGCUCGCUGCAAACCACGCUGUAACUAGUAGCCCUUCAAUUGAAAUCCUC